Acomys russatus (golden spiny mouse) is the source of this 1486-nucleotide messenger RNA. RefSeq names its product 5-hydroxymethylcytosine binding, ES cell specific (gene Hmces). The coding region runs from base 96 to 1160 and encodes 354 amino acids. The transcript is spliced from 6 exons. NCBI's taxonomy places the organism in Eukaryota, Metazoa, Chordata, Mammalia, Rodentia, Muridae. The record is from RefSeq and is a predicted model, not a curated record. Gene Ontology annotation, biological process: DNA damage response. Gene Ontology annotation, molecular function: single-stranded DNA binding.
GGGCAUCCAUCGGAGGCUCCUGUGGGGAUCGCUGGGAGGACGCGCCGACCCAGGGACUAAAACCUUACGUGUCGUGACUUCUGUCCAGCUGAAGAAUGUGCGGGCGAACAUCCUGUCACUUGCCUAGAGACGCCCUCACCAGGGCCUGUGCCUAUCGGGAUGGCCAGGGCAGGCGGCGGCUCCCGCAGUGGCGGGACGCUGAGAAGUACUGCCCCUCGUACAACAAGAGCCCCCAGUCCAGCAGCCCGGUGCUUCUCUCCCGACUGCACUUCGAGAAGGAUGCAGACUCAUCAGAGCGGGUAAUUGUUCCCAUGCGAUGGGGCCUGGUCCCAUCUUGGUUCAAGGAAAGUGACCCUUCCAAGUUGCAGUUCAACACUACCAACUGUCGUAGUGAUACCAUAAUGGAGAAGCAGUCAUUCAAGGUUCCUCUGGGGAAAGGACGCCGAUGUGUCGUUCUAGCAGAUGGAUUCUACGAGUGGCAGCGGUGUCAGGGGGGAACAAACCAGAGGCAACCAUACUUCAUCUAUUUCCCUCAAGUCAGGACGGAGAAGUCAGGCGGGGACGAUGCUGCAGACACCCCUGAAAGCAAGGAAAAGGACUGGGACAACUGGAGGCUGCUGACAAUGGCAGGGAUCUUUGACUGCUGGGAGCCCCCAGGGGGAGAGCGCCUGUAUUCCUACAGCGUCAUCACUGUGGAGUCCUGCAGAGGGUUGAGUGACAUCCACAACAGGAUGCCUGCCAUACUAGAUGGAGAAGAGGCCGUCUCCAAAUGGCUUGACUUUGGUGAGGUCGCCACUCAGGAAGCUCUGAAGUUAAUCCACCCCAUAGACAAUAUCACCUUCCACCCAGUUUCUCCAGUGGUGAACAACUCCCGAAACAACAGUCCUGAGUGUCUGGUUCCUGCUGACUUGGUGAUUAAGAAGGAGCCCAAGACAAGUGGCAGUAGUCAAAGGAUGAUGCAGUGGUUGGCUACAAAGUCACCCAAAAAGGAAGUCCCUGAACCACCCAAAAAGGAAGAAUCCGGUUUACCCCAGUGGACCAGCCAGUUUCUACAAAAGAGCCCACUGCCUGCUAAGAGAGGUGCCGCCGGCAGCCUCCUGGAUCGAUGGCUGAAGCAGGAGAAGGACGGUGAGCCCAUGGCCAAGCGGCCCAACAGCUAGUGACCGGACCCCUCCAUCCCAGGCCACCGCCUGAUACAGCAAAUUACUCUUGUCACCAGCUGACUGGAUUUGUGUUCGUUUACUUGGGAAGGUGGUGGCACAGUGUCAGCUGUGGGCCUAGGAGAACAUGGCUGCUGUGGGACAGCCUAAGAAGAUGGCUGGCUGCCGUGGUCAGCCCUGUGGGCCCAGCUAGCCGUCCUGGCUCGGCUGGUAGUCUCGCCUCCCUGCUGGAUGCUUUCCUGUUCCUGGUUGUCUUCUCAAUCUCUGGCUUCUCUUUUAGAAUUAAGUUCUCAAAAUAUAUUUUGUUCUAAAUAAAUGACGUUUGA